AUGGCCCAAGAUGCAGACCCGGGCUAUCCGGCCAGCCCGCCCCAAAGCACCAUCACAGUUUACGAACGAAACGAACGAUAUCUCAUGACGAGGGUCGUCCAGGCCGUCAUCAAACCAUUCAGACCUGCCCUGGUAAAGGCGGGAAAGAUAGCUACAGAGAACUCGACUCGGAUAAAUGCACCCAAGGCCGCAUUAAACCGAUGUGAGGUGAAGGAGAGGCGAGUUGAGGGUCUCUGGGUGUACGACCUGACAGCAAAACCGACCGGAAAAGACACCGGGAAAGCAAGAGAAGGCUAUCGACGAAGAAUUAUCUACUUCGCCGGCGGAGGAUGGCAGAUGCCACCGAGCAAUCAACACUGGUCUUUCUGUGCUGAAAUGGUGUCUCGCAUGCCCGAUACCAAGAUCACCCUUGUGUCUAUACCGUUGGCGCCGAAAGAUCCAGUCUCAGUUGCAUUCCCCCAAAUCGAAAAGACUUACAAAAUGCUGUUGAGAGAGGCAGCAAGGGCUGGCGAGGCUGUUGUUGUGGCCGGAGAUAGCUCAGGAGGGAAUAUUGCCUUGGCUGUGGCAACAUGGACCUUGAAGACAUCACAGGAACAAGAUUUGGCACCCCCCACAGCCAUUCUAGCCAUCUGUCCUACCACGGACCUCCGUCACGAACACCCGGAUAUCAAGACAGUGGACAAGGUUGACCCGGUGCUCACCUUCUCGUGCAUCAACUCCACAGCUAGAACUUGGUGUCCUGAACCAACAGGCUUGAGCCAGGCAGGGACUGAUUCGAGAGCAGGCCACAACGAGAAGGAUUUACGCAUGGACUGGAGCUUCGAAGACCCUCGAGUAUCGCCCAUCCAAGCAGACCUCAGCGUCCUAGCCCGAAACUACGUCAAAGUCCACGGCAUAACAGCUUCACAUGAUGUUCUCGGGCCAGAAGCUGUCGCAUUUCGCGACAAUUGCAACAAGGAGGGCAUCAGGGGAGAAUGGUUGGCUUGGGAUGGGCAAAUGCAUUGUUUCCCUUUGGCGUUCAAGUACGGGCUCAAGGAGAGCAAGGAGGCUAUGGAUUUCGUAGUUGAUGUGUUGCAGAGAUCUUGA
Fusarium vanettenii 77-13-4 is the source of this 1086-nucleotide messenger RNA. RefSeq lists its product as uncharacterized. Lineage: Eukaryota; Fungi; Ascomycota; Sordariomycetes; Hypocreales; Nectriaceae. Bases 1 to 1086 code for a protein of 361 amino acids. Gene Ontology annotation, molecular function: hydrolase activity. The transcript has a single exon. The record is from RefSeq and is a predicted model, not a curated record.